AUGAGUGCCCCUCAGUAUUAUCCAAACACGCUAGAGCCACUGCAGAUAAACCAAGAGAAUUUGCAGAAGGCUCUCCAUGAAUUUCGCGGGGCCGUUAAUCAUGGAACUCAUCUGGUUCAGCAAGGCUGCCCUCCUUCAGCGGAGUGGGGUAGUGCCGGGUUGUACUUGGGAGUAGCAGGGACCGCUCUCGCUUUCCUGAGGCUUGAGCGUCAAGCUUUAUCCUUGACAGAGCCAGGCAAGGCUCCUAUCGACUUCGGUAAACUAGCGAGGGAGCGGAUAGUGCCACAUGGACCAGACUUGCGUUUGAAACCAGGCUGGCUGUCGCCUCUGGGAUCAUUUUCCCCAGUAACAGGGGCCUUGAUGCGUAUCUUAGCAGCAGCGACGGAUGGCAGUGUAAUCUCCGAUGCCGACAUCACUUGUCUUGAAGAUGCGGUUAAGCUGGCAAUCCAGAAUGGGCCCAUGGUGCCCCAGGGAGAUAAAAUGAUGGGAGGUGAUGAGCUUAUCUACGGUCGACCUGGAUUGCUUUGGUCCAUCCUCAAUCUCCGGGUUCAGCACUUCGAUGAGAACACAAGGAGGCGCCUACAACCUGUUUUCGAUGCUCUACCUGACCUUAUUGACGUGAUAGUCGAUGCCGGAAGACAAGGACAGAAGAAUUAUAUCAAAAUGCACGGAGAGAAGGAUGCGCUGCCCCUGAUGUGGUCGUGGAAGGAAGACCGAUUUUAUCUAGGCGCUGUUCAUGGCAUCGCCGGUGUUCUUGCGAUUAUCCUUGCUUGUCAUGCCGAGGAGGUCAAUGAUGACGCUUCGCACAAAUAUCUCCCUUGGAUAGCGGGUACUAUCACAGGUUUGUGCAAGAUAUGUAUUGCUAAUAACGGGCACCUUCCCACACGCAUUCCUCCGUCUUCCCGUCAUUCAUCUCCACUUGUGCAGUUAUGUCAUGGUAGCCCUGGAUUGUUGGUUCUCAUGGCAUGUGCAAGAAGAAGCCCAUUGGUCAUUGAGUACUGGGAACCCGAAUGGGAUGAAGCUAUUCAUUUAGCAGCUGAAAGCGUCUGGAGAGAAGGGCUGCUAUCGAAGGGUGGCAGUUUGUGUCAUGGCAUUGCUGGAAAUGCACUGCCGCUGCUACUCAUGCACGACAGUUUUGAGUACGAUGUGGAAAUGAUGCAGACAGCGAAGCGCAACUACAUAAAGCGAACCGAGACAAUCGAGACUAAACGCUUAGAAGACAAUCUCUCAAGCGACUAUUUCUUGUCUAGAGCGCUAACACUGCUGUUGCAUGCGCGGGAGACGCCGCCUUACAGCAACUCGCCCGAGAACAUCUAUCGUAUGCCUGACCGCCCGUUCUCACUGCAUGAAGGACUAGCGGGUACGGUUUGUGCGUGGGCCGAUGCUUGUGUGGCAAUCCAAGCGAGACUGCGAAAGAUAGAGAUGGAGCUGGAGGGCAACGGGCCAGUCGUAGAGGCUACUUUGCAAAAAGACCCGACUUUCAAGGAACUAAUGAACCGCCAGCUAGGGUUCCCAACCAUCGCUCACCACAGACCGACAGGUCUGCCUUGA
Molecule: messenger RNA, 1551 nt
Organism: Aspergillus nomiae NRRL 13137
Lineage: Eukaryota; Fungi; Ascomycota; Eurotiomycetes; Eurotiales; Aspergillaceae
Product: lanthionine synthetase C family protein
Exons: 4
Coding region: 1-1551 (516 amino acids)
Biological process (GO): carbohydrate metabolic process; peptide modification
Cellular component (GO): plasma membrane
Source: RefSeq, a predicted model, not a curated record